UUAAGCAUAACCACAUUUUCAAAAUGGUUAGCACACACACAGUAGUAGUCAGUCUUAUCUCAAUAGUCUUGUUUUACAUUGCAGCAGCCCAAGGAAGAAAAACACUUCACACAAACAAUGAAUUUUUUGCAUCCUCUCCAGUUACCAAUAACUAUGAUGGUAUCUGCAAAACUAUAGUAGAGACACAAGGUUAUACGUGUGAAGAACAUACGGUUACAACAGAUGAUGGCUACAUCUUGAGCCUGCAGAGGAUCCCGGUAGGGAGGUCCGGUAAGAAAGCGGACAAGCCUCCUGUAUUAAUCCAACAUGGUAUCUUUUCUGACGCUGCAGUAUGGUUGUUCAAUUCUCCAGAAGAAUCAUUGGGAUUUAUUUUAGCAGAUAUUGGAUUUGAUGUGUGGCUUAUCAAUGGUCGAGGCACAAAAUAUAGCACCAACCACACAUCACUAAGUCCCAAUGACAUGGCUUACUGGGAUUGGUCAUGGGAUGAAUUAGCCGGUUAUGAUCUACCUGCUUCAGCACAAUAUGUGUACAACCAUACUGGUCAAAAAAUGCAUUAUGUCGGUCAUUCUCAGGGAACUUUGAUAGCUUUUGCUGCUUUUUCUCAAGGAAAGCUUCUUAAUGUAUUUAGAUCGGCUGCAUUACUUAGUCCAAUUGCUCAUAUGACUCAAAUUCCUUCCGAGUUAACAAAAAUUGCUGCUCAACUCUUUUUAGCUAAUGAUAUAUAUUGGUUAGGUCUCCGUGAAUUCGUUCCACAUGCGGAUAUUGGAAUAAAACUUUUGGAUGGUAUCUGCACUAUUCUAUCCCUCAACUGCACAAAUCGCUUAUUGCCAUUAUUCACAGGUCCAAAUUGCUGCAUAAAUUCUUCUAAGGUUGAUUCCUAUCUUGACCAUGAACCACAACCAACAGCAACAAAGAACUUGAUCCAUUUUUCUCAAUUGAUCAGAAAAGGACAAAUAUCAAAGUAUGAUUAUGUUGAUGAAGCACAAAAUUUACAACACUAUGGACAAAGGGUUCCUCCAACUUAUGACGUGACCAAAAUCCCUAGUGAAUUCCCCCUUUUUCUCAGCUAUGGAGGGAAAGAUACUCUAUCUGAUGUACAAGAUGUGAAGGUUUUGUUCAAUGAACUCAAUAAUGACCAUGAUGCUAGCAACCGUGUGGUAUUGUUUAAGGAUGAUUAUGCACAUCUUGAUUUUAUAUUGGGUGAUAAUGCUAAACAAGUCGUUUAUGAUCCCAUGAUAGCUUUUUUCAACGCUCAUUGAUUUUACGAUGAUUAUUAUGUAUGU
This is a messenger RNA of Medicago truncatula (barrel medic), 1283 nucleotides long. Its product is annotated as triacylglycerol lipase 2. Gene Ontology annotation, biological process: lipid metabolic process. The coding region runs from base 24 to 1259 and encodes 411 amino acids. The transcript is spliced from 9 exons. The record is from RefSeq and is a predicted model, not a curated record. Gene Ontology annotation, molecular function: hydrolase activity, acting on ester bonds. NCBI's taxonomy places the organism in Eukaryota, Viridiplantae, Streptophyta, Magnoliopsida, Fabales, Fabaceae.